This is a messenger RNA of Cucurbita moschata (crookneck pumpkin), 796 nucleotides long. RefSeq names its product truncated transcription factor CAULIFLOWER D-like. Gene Ontology annotation, biological process: positive regulation of transcription by RNA polymerase II. The coding region runs from base 47 to 655 and encodes 202 amino acids. Gene Ontology annotation, molecular function: DNA-binding transcription factor activity, RNA polymerase II-specific; protein dimerization activity; RNA polymerase II cis-regulatory region sequence-specific DNA binding. NCBI's taxonomy places the organism in Eukaryota, Viridiplantae, Streptophyta, Magnoliopsida, Cucurbitales, Cucurbitaceae. The record is from RefSeq and is a predicted model, not a curated record. The transcript has 8 exons. Gene Ontology annotation, cellular component: nucleus.
AAAAAAAAAAAAAAAAAAAAACAUUUUUUUUUUUAAAAACAAAAACAUGGGACGAGGCAAAGUUCAGCUGAAACGAAUCGAAAAUCCGACAAGUCGGCAAGUUACGUUCUCCAAGCGUCGGAAUGGGCUUUUGAAGAAAGCUUACGAGCUGUCGGUUCUGUGCGACGCCGAGGUUGCCCUCCUCAUCUUCUCGCCGUCCGGCAAGGCCUACCAGUUUUCCAGCCACGACAUGGAUGGAACCCUAGCCAGGUAUAGGAGCGACGUGGGGCUACCGCAAUCGAACCAUCCACAUUCACGAGCUCUGGUUUGGAAGAGUGAGAUGGAGGAUAUGAAACGAUCGAUAAUCAGCUUGGAUGCAAGAUUAAGGAACUUUGCUGGUGAGGAUCUUGGACUGUUGAGCUUGAAGGAGUUAAAACAGUUGGAAAGACAAAUGAGCGUCGGAAUUGAACGUGUUCGCUCUAAGAAGAGACGCAUCACAUCAGAGCAUAUAAACCAGUUGAAAAGGAAGUACAAAGGCCUGCAAGAGGAGCAUAGCCGUCUUCAGAAAAGAUUGAAUCAGCUCAAGGAUGUGGGUGUCACAACCUCAAGAAUCUCAGAUGCUAAUGCCUUCUCUGCACUCGAUAUGGCAUUUCAGGUGGAUGGGUUACAAAAUUAAGCAAUAUGGUCUCUUCAAGCUUAAUUUUGGUAUUGAUGGUCUUCAAGCUUUGUGUUUCCAAAAACUUAUGUAAUUUUCUGUCAAAUCCAACACUAUUUGUGACGUCAUAAAGCAAAGAAAUUCAGUUUGCUUCUUCCAAUU